GGGACAGGUAUGAGGACAGUGACGAAACUCUAUGGGGACUUCCUCACAGCAUGUGACGUUUGGGCAGACAAGGAGAGAUAUCGGUUUUUCCAAAAGUCGGGAUUCGCACUUCACGAGCGCACCGAUAUCGCCGAACUCUAUUACAAUAACAACCUGCAACUCGACGAUUUCUCGUACAGCUUCUCUUCAUCGACAACGUAGACGCCGUGAAGCCCAAGAACGGCAAUUACCUCAUGCACGUUUGUGACUGUUUCAAAAAGGACGUCGUCAUGGUUCUCGCAGGCUCUGUCGAGGGCACGACAGCGGUGCUAGGGAAGGGGCCACAGGCCAGGCUAGUCUUCCCGCGAAGGAUACGCAUGAAGGACUACGACGACGAGCAGCUCCGCCGCAUCCUGGUCCGGAUGAUCGCCCGCCACUCCCUGAAAGUCGAAGACGGCAUCAACGGGCCCUAUCCUCGCAUCGCUGCCCGGCGUGUGGGCCGCUGCCGAGAUGCGGCUGGGUUCGGAAACGUGCACGAGGUGGAAGCCUCGUUUGCGAAGAUGCUCAACCGGCAGGCCACGCGGCUUCGGGAGGAGCGGGCCAGGAUGUCCCUCAGCAAGGCGGAGGAGCCGGCGCCCAUCAGCAAGGAGGAGGAGCCGGCGGCGCCCGAUGAGUACCUGCUGACGAUGCAAGACGUGAUUGGCCCCGAACCCGAGGACACUCGUUCCCGCAGCGACGCGUGGAAGGAGCUCCAGCACAUGGUAGGGCUGAAGGACAUCAAACACGCUCUGGAAGAGCUCAUGAGACGCGCCAAGAUCAACUACCAAAGGGAGCUCCUUGGAAAGGACCCGAUUCGGACAUCGUUGAACCGCGUAUUCCUGGGCCCCCCUGGCACCGGUAAGACCACCGUGGCCAAGCUCUACGGCCGUAUCCUGGCCGAGACGGGACUCUUGUCGGCCCGAGACGUCAUAUACAAGACUCCUGCGGACUUCAUCGGGCAACACCUUGGCGACUCGGAGGCGAGGACCAGAGGCAUCAUCGAGUCGGCCCAGGGCAAGGUCCUGAUCAUAGACGACGCGCACAUGUUCUACCACGGGAGCAGGGCAGGGUCAGGGAACGAGUCGGACGAGUUCCGGCUGAGCUGCAUCGACGUGCUGGUGGCCAUGGUGCACAACCGGCCCGGCGACGACGCGUGCGUCAUCUUGAUUGGGUACCGGGACAUGAUGGAGGAGAUGUUCCAGAAGUGCAACCCGGGCCUGCGGAGGCGCUUCCCGCCUGAGGAGGCCUUCCAUUUUGCCGACUACGACGACGCGCAGCUCAACGAGAUCCUCGAGGCCAAGAUGGCGGAAGAGGACAUCGCCGCCACGGCCACGGCCAAGGAGGCCGCCGCUGAGGUGCUCCGCCGCGCGAGGGACCGCCCGAACUUUGGCAACGGGGGCGACGUCGUCAACAUCCUGAACCUCGCCAAGGCCCGCUAUCGCGACAGGAUGACCAAGGAGCGGGAGAAGGCCGGAAGCUCGGGUGUGAGCCUGAGUCCAGACCGCGAGAAAGUGGCCGACGUCGGCGACCGCGACUCCCACGUGGCCCCAUCUGCGGCAGACGACAACGAUCUCCCGGGCUUGGCAGAUGAUGCGAAUGACGCGCCGGCCGCCGCCAUCGUCCUCGAGCCCGAGGACUUCGACCCGGACUACGACCGCGGCGCGCGGGCCAGCCAGAGGUGCCGGCGCCUGUUCGAGGGACUGAUCGGGUUCGACGGCAUCAUCCACCAGUUCGAGGGCUACCAGCGGAUGGCGGCGAACAUGAGGCUCAAGGGCAAGGACCCCAGGGAGAGCAUCCCGUUCACGUACAUCUUCAAGGGCCCGCCCGGGACGGGCAAGACGCACACGGCGCGCAUCAUCGGGCAGAUCUUCUACGACAUGGGCUUCCUCUCGACCAGCGACGUCGUCGAGUGCUCGGCCACGCACCUGGUGGGGCAGUGGGUGGGCCACACGGGGCCCAAGGUCGUGGCCCUGUUCGAGCGGGCGCUGGGCAAGGUCCUGUUCAUCGACGAGGCGUACCGGCUCACCGGCAGCGGGGGCGGGGGCCGGGGCCUGCAGGGCGGCGGGGGGAGCUUCAACGACGAGGCGAUCGGCGAGCUGGUCGACUGCAUGACCAAGCCGCGGUACCUGCGCAAGAUGAUCAUCGUGCUGGCCGGGUACGACCGCGAGAUGGACGCGCUGGCGCGGUCGAACGCGGGCCUGCGCGGCAGGUUCGCCACCGAGGUGACCUUCGCGGCCAUGGAGCCGGCGCGCUGCCUCGAGCACCUGCGCAACCUCGUCGGCAGGGAGGGGGUCGAGGUGCGCGACGAGGUCAGGCCCACCGCCGAGGAGGAGGAGACGGUCCUGCGCCUGUUCCGGAAGCUGGGCAUGACCAGGGGCUGGUCUAACGGGAGGGACGUCAAGACGCUCGCGGGGCUCGUCACGGGCCACGUGUAUAGGAAUAUACCGGAGGAGGGGGAGGGGAGGCCCGGAGGCGAUGGUCGGUUGACCAUCUCGACGAAGGAGCUGAUUGCAUUCCAGAAGGAUAUGCUGCGGGAGCGGAUCAGGGGAGGGAGAGAUUGAUUGAUUGAUUGCCCUUGCGUAUUAUACCCGAUAGAAUGUGCAGCUAAAGGAUAUGGGCGAAGAUUGUCCCCCAAAUUAAGGAAUUCACAUUUGCAGCAUUCCAGGCUAGGGUGAUGGCUAACCCUCCAAAGCGUGCCAGGUGGAACACACAUGACUCUGCCUGUCGAGACAUCAAUGGCGA
Messenger RNA from Phialemonium atrogriseum, 2760 nucleotides. Its product is annotated as P-loop containing nucleoside triphosphate hydrolase protein. The transcript is spliced from 3 exons. Gene Ontology annotation, molecular function: ATP binding; ATP hydrolysis activity. Bases 234 to 2579 code for a protein of 781 amino acids. The record is from RefSeq and is a predicted model, not a curated record. Lineage: Eukaryota; Fungi; Ascomycota; Sordariomycetes; Cephalothecales; Cephalothecaceae.